ACUUCGUCAUCACUGUAUUACCUCUGCCUAGCAUAUGGCGACUUGGUCUCCCAAUCCACCAGAAGAUCGGUGUGAGUUUCAUUUUCGCCAUCGGGUGGUUCGUUUGUGCAGUAUCAGUCUUACGCCUGUACUCACUCAUCCGAUUCGCACACAACUUCACCGACGCAUCUUAUUACGGCUCCAUGACAGCCUGGUGGUCCUGUAUUGAAGUCAACACUGCAAUCAUCGCCGCAUGUAUGCCUCCGCUCCGUGCGCUCAUAGCCGAGCGAUUUCGCGACCUCCGAAAAUUAAGCUACAGAAGUAUGCGAUCGUUCCGACAAGGCAGUCAAACAACAGCCAACACUGAUCGCACGCGCGUUUAUCCCUUGUGCGAAAUACCAGAGGAGCUCGCGCUGACGCCACGCCAACUUGAAGCUGUGCUGCCGAGUCCGGAGCCAAGUGAGCCGUCGAUACAUGAGGAUGAGGAGGACAAGGAGGAGAAGAAGGUGGCGUGGAAUAGAACUCCCAAACUAUACUCACAGACCAAUGGGAGUCGUGGUAUACUAAAGUCGCCAGCGCCGAGCUUUCAUCCCAGGAGGACCGAUCCGGUGCAGCUGGCAAUUGAGAGACAGCAGGAGAGCCUUCGGAUGCAGUCCGGCUGGCUGGCUGAAACUUCUGAUGGUUGAAACGUGUGUAGACGAACCAUGACGCUGUCUCCGAAGACUCAAUCCGAGUUCCUCGAUAGGAUUUCGGUGCCGCUGAUCGUCGCUAUCGAACGUUCGCGCUUGUGCGUCACCCCCGGCGCUGGGCCUCAGCUGCUCUGGUAUAGAGAUGUGUGCUAGUCCCCGGGAAUACAGACGAACUUCAGGCUGUGUCUGAAUGACAUCAGAGGCAGCACAGGACUGAUAUACUGUAACUAUGUGUUUUUCACGAUUGCAUGAUAGGAACCAAGGGUAUUAUGUGACGUAUGACCGUCUCGUACUUAUGCAUCAUAAGCAUGCCCCUCA
Messenger RNA from Pseudovirgaria hyperparasitica, 986 nucleotides. RefSeq lists its product as uncharacterized. The transcript has 2 exons. The coding region runs from base 183 to 665 and encodes 160 amino acids. Lineage: Eukaryota; Fungi; Ascomycota; Dothideomycetes; Acrospermales; Acrospermaceae. The record is from RefSeq and is a predicted model, not a curated record.